Molecule: messenger RNA, 4394 nt
Organism: Dromaius novaehollandiae (emu)
Lineage: Eukaryota; Metazoa; Chordata; Aves; Casuariiformes; Dromaiidae
Gene: ITFG2
Product: integrin alpha FG-GAP repeat containing 2
Exons: 12
Coding region: 213-1493 (426 amino acids)
Biological process (GO): regulation of TOR signaling
Cellular component (GO): KICSTOR complex
Molecular function (GO): protein binding
Source: RefSeq, a predicted model, not a curated record
GGGCCGGUGCGCACGCGCGGCUCCCUGCCACCGCCCAGAGCCUGGCACGGCGCUCGCCGCUGGCGCUGUCACGUAGUUCUGGCGCGUGCGCGCUCUCCCGAACACACACACGCUCGCCUCCAUUCUGUUUGGACCUACACGGCCGCCUUAGCGUCUCCACUGUCGUAGCGCGGACAGUGUGCCUUGCCGCGAGCUAGAGGAGGUCCGCCUCUAUGGUCGGUGGUGGGAUGCGGUCCGUCAGCUACGUAGAAUGCGUGGCGCUCGAGUUCAACGGGAGCCUCUUCCCGCACGCCAUAUGCCUGGGAGACGCGGACAACGACACGCUGAAUGAGCUAGUGGUGGGGGACACCAGUGGGAAACUCUAUGUGUACAAGAAUGAUGACAGCAAACCCUGGACUGUGCGAACCUGCCAAGGAAUGCUCACAUGUGUUGGCGUGGGAGACGUAUGCAAUAAAGGAAAGAAUCUUGUGGUGGCAGUGAGUGCAGAAGGCUGGUUUCAUCUUUUUGACCUGAGUUCUCCAGCUUCAAAGCACUCAGAUGCCUCAGGCCACCAUGAGUUAGUGGCAGCAGCAGAAGAGCAGAAGCCAGUGUUCAAGCAGCAUAUUCCUGCCAAUACCAAGGUCAUGCUGAUCAACGACAUUGAUGGAGAUGGGAAUUGUGAGUUGGUGGUGGGUUACACCGACAGAGUGGUGCGUGCCUUCCGCUGGGAGGACUUGUCUGAGAGUUCAGACCACAUCUCUGGGCAGCUGCUCCUGCUGAAGAAGUGGCUGCUAGAAGGUCAGGUGGACAGCUUGUCUGUGAACCCAGGCCCUGAUGGCUCACCUGAGAUGAUGGUGUCUCAGCCUGGCUGUGGUUAUGCCAUUCUGCUGUGCACCUGGGACUCUGAGCAUCAGCCCACAUCAGAGGGAGGAGACAACUCUGCCCCAGGCAGGGAGGCACCUGUUCGAGAUGUUGUUCUCCACCAAACAUCUGGUCGUAUCCACAACAAGAAUGUUUCCACUCAUCUAAUUGGUAGCAUUGGCCGAGGCUGCUCCAGUGUGAAUAGUGGCUCAGGCCUCUUUGCCCUCUGUACUCUAGAUGGGACAUUGAAACUCAUGGAGGGGGCGGAUAAACUGCUGUGGUCUGUGCAGGUUGAUCACCAGUUGUUUGCUCUGGAAAAGCUGGAUGUUACUGGCAAUGGGCAUGAGGAAGUGAUUGCCUGUGCAUGGGAUGGCCAGACAUACAUCAUCGACCACAAUCGGACCGUCGCCAGAUUUCAAGCAGAUGAGAAUGUCAGUGCAUUCUGUGCAGGCCUCUACGCAUGCAAAGGAGGAAGCAACAGCCCAUGCCUGGUUUAUGUCAGCUUCAAUCAGAAGAUCUACAUCUACUGGGAUGUGCAGCUGGAGAGAAUGGAAUCCACCAACCUGCUGAAAAUCCUGGAGAGUGACCCAGAGUUUAGAGACCUCCUGCAGCAGCUGGGUGUAGUGUUGCAGGGCAAAAUGUUCCAGGGCUAGAUGUCUGCUCUGAGUACUUUGGGCCUCCAGCUUCCAGAAGGAAGAGUCUGUGGGAGAAGUAGGAGCAUCCUGGGCAAGCAUCCUUGAGAAGGUUUUGAAUUUAAGGCAGUUCCCCAGGUAACUGGCACAGCCAAGUGACUCCUGAAUCUGAGCAGCUACCUAAUCAAGCAGUGUCUACUUUUGUGUGAUGCUUACAGUAAAUUCCUAGGCAGCUCUUUAAGGAAGAUUGACAUGAAUACUACAGUUAAAAUAUUCACAACUGGUGUCAUCUAGAGAAGGGAGAGAAAGACUGAACCCUGCACACCGCACCACAGUUACCACUGCAUGAUCUUACUGGAACAAUGCCUUGCCCACUCCAUCUCUUCACCCCUUUUCACUUGAAAGGGAACAAUAGAUGUGGUUACCAUCUGUUUUCUGUCUCUUCUGCACAGAGGACCUUAGUGACAGGCCAGAGGUGCUGAAGCAACAGCAGCUCUCAUAUAUGGCAGAGGCCUAGACAAGGACAUCAGUAAGAAAUAUGUGCAGAGAAAGGAGGAACAGGAACUUAGAAAAGAAACUGGAAAACAUGGAGUAACUCCCAGGUAAACAGUAUGUCUUGCACCCACCCAUAGUGCAUAACUGUACCCAUUUUUGAUGGCCUACUUCUUCAAGACUCUGUCUUACACGAACACUAAAAGAACUGAACCAUGGAGUUUCUCUCUUGGGAGGUUCAUUUUCCUCCUGUUGUCAUUAAUAUUUGCUUGUGAUUCCUUCUCUUUCUUGCACUGUGGAAGCCAGUGCCAUGGACUAGUCACAAACAAACAGCAGCAUGCUCCCACAGCUCCCCUACCCUUAUGCUCACUCCAGACAAGAGUUUAAGUACUUGAAACAGUGUAAGCAGAUCAGUGUAGCCAUCAGAGACUCAAAGCACAGCAUCAGUGGGGUCAAGGAAAAUGUCUCAAUUUUCUGAUUUCUUAACUAAAUCUGUUUAUGAUUUUUACAUGGAUUAAUCAAGGAGAGCAAAAAACAAUAUUGCCAAGAUUUCAUUUUCAAAAAUGUGCUAUUCGUGAGUUGUUAUAAAGAGAGAGGAGAAAGCAGCUCCUGUGAGAAAUAUGAUGACACAAUUAGUAGCUUGAAUGCUAAUUGCACCCAAGGCAACCUCGGACAGUACCCGCUGGAAACUUCCAGUCUAUUUUGCCUGGGAGCUUUUUCUCUGAUCUAAACUCCCAGGCACAUCUGAACUAUAUCAGUGUAGAGAAUUUCACCAUUCUGUACAUUUAAAUACACCACAUUCUUAGAAGAGCCAUUUGGUUGAGAAAUUUGUCACUCUUGUAAUUGCAAGACCACUGGAGCUAGACAGCUCAGCCUAUUCUGUUUUGCAGAGUUCACCACAAAUCAUGUAAGAUUCAUAUGUAUGUGCAUCACAUAUAUAUGAUGUAUAUUCAAAGAACGUUAGUGGAUGAGCAUUUACCAUGUGUGGCCACAUCCAGGAACAAGGAGAAAAGUGUUCAGCUGAAUCUACACAGAUGCAUAUUUUCAACAGUUCCUAAUUUAUUUAUUAUAGCUGGGCGGGGGGUUAAAUUUAAAAAAGUUUGUCUUACUCCUGAAGAAUUAUGUUCAAGUCAAGCUUCCUCUUUGGAACAAAUGUCAUGAACAUUUCAAGGCAGUAAGAAUAGAUCACCACAGUAUCUCAAUGGGGAGUGAAGACUGGGAUGAAGGCGUACUACUUCUAGCACCCCAAAACAGUUAUGUCUCAUAGUAUUUUUUCAGUAUUUUUCAAUUUGAUUUACUAGCAUAAGUUAGCUAAUAAUCCCAUAUGUCUGUAAACAUUUAUGACUCCUUACAACACCCAAGCAGGGCAGGUACAUUAAACAAUUUAGCAUGGUCAAAGUCAAGGCAGAACUCACAAACUUCUGGCUGCCAGCACUGUGCCUUCCCCAUUAUAUUAUGCCUGUUUCAUGGUCUCAGCCACACUGGCAUCUACAUUCUCAGCCACUAUCAGCAUCUGCAAGGCUGCUCUUUAGCACAUGAUACGGAAAUUGCCAGAACACGAUGAAGUCACAUAUUGGGAGCACACAAAACUCCACCAGCUUGAUCCCAGCUGGAAGAUUCACGGAACAGAAUCAAAGCCCAGAGAAACCAGCCCCCAGAAGCUCUCCCUGAAGUUCUUUACACAUUCACACAGGAAUAUCCCUCCUAGCUCUUUCACAAAUAAGUAAUCCCAGCUUACAUUGCUGAGCAGCUUGAACUGUUCUUCCAUGGUAAUGCAUGUCACACAUGACAGCUGGGAGACCCAGCUGAGCUGUUGCCUAUUUCCAAAACAGAUCCAUUCUCUCACCCUCCAUUCAUGCCUACCCUCUGGCCCUUGGCAAAAAACAGCUGUGAGUAUGUGGGAGAAGAUGCUAGAGCCUUACAAAAGGGGAAGAGAUGCAAAGUGCUGAAUUUAGAACCUUCUGACUUUACCAAUACUUCUGCUUGCUCAGAAGAAACCACUGCAGCAGGGUUCCAGCCUAUCUGGCAUGUAGACUUUAAACAACCAGGACUUGCAGCAGUGCCUGCCCACAGAGGCCUCUGCUGUCUACCCCCUUUCCUUUCCCCAAGGCCCAUCAGAGAGAACACACUUUGCCUCAUGGUGGCAGCUGUUCAUAGCAAAAACUGCCGAUACAAACUUCAGGCUUCUAGCUAGAGAACAGCCUGGAAGUGGACUGGACCCAGAGGACAAAUGUUGUCCCUUCUCUCCACUUGUAGAGCUCUGUAAUGUCUGUGCUUGCCAUACAGAAAAGGCAUUGUAUCAGCUCUUCAAAAACAGAAGACCCGGAAUAUGGAUAGCAAUUCCUAUGGAAUCACUUUGGGAGCAGACAGACCUAAGAGGAAUAAGCUGUUAGCACUGUUGUGAUAAUAAACCUAAAGUGUAUCACUGGA